This is a messenger RNA of Engraulis encrasicolus (European anchovy), 3604 nucleotides long. RefSeq names its product COP1 E3 ubiquitin ligase (gene cop1). Bases 290 to 2392 code for a protein of 700 amino acids. NCBI's taxonomy places the organism in Eukaryota, Metazoa, Chordata, Actinopteri, Clupeiformes, Engraulidae. Gene Ontology annotation, molecular function: protein binding; ubiquitin protein ligase activity. Gene Ontology annotation, biological process: proteasome-mediated ubiquitin-dependent protein catabolic process. The transcript is spliced from 20 exons. The record is from RefSeq and is a predicted model, not a curated record.
UAACAGACGAAGUUGUGCUGUGGGAUUUUGUCAACAGAGCAUCAUACUAGUGAAUGUUCUCACGAUUUUACCGGCGUUGGCGGAAUGUUACCUUAUCGAAGUACCACAGCACUUCACUAAACAAUUAGUAAAGAGGUUGACAUUACGGAUAUAUCGGAUUCAAACUUCUUAACGAGUUAUUUAAUCCGAACGUCAGCUACUCGGUUAUCUCGGAGAUCACCGCCUGGAUGGAAGAAUAGAGCAACGCUAGCCUUAGCUUUUCAGCGGACUUGAGGAGCGGCUUUGAAAAAUGUCAAGUAGCCGACAGCCUCACACGGGUGGGGGGUCGGGCACAGGCCCUGGGACAAGCAGCAGUGCCAGCGCGGGUAGUACGAGUAACGCUGCAAACGGGAGUAAUUCUGGAAAUGGAGUGAACUCACGAACUAUGAUAGCGGGAGGUGAAGGACUGCCCGUAUCUACAAUUCCCUUUCAAUCUCCAAGAGGCAACAAUCUAACACCACUUAGUGGCAGACCUAGCUCUUCCUCUGGAGCAUCAAGUAGUAUUAGCGUUAAAAGGCGACGUUCAGAAACGUACUUGUGUAAUGGUCUUAUGAAUUCUUAUGAAGACAUGAGCAAUGACUUUGUGUGUCCCAUCUGUUUCGAGAUGAUAGAGGAAGCACACAUGACAAAGUGUGGUCACAGUUUUUGUUUCAAGUGUAUCCGUCAGAGCUUGGAGGACAGCAACAGAUGUCCGAAAUGCAACUACAUAAUCGACAAUAUGGAGCAACUGUUCCCUAACUUCCUUGUUAAUGAACUCAUUCUGAAGCAGAAGCAACGGUCAGAGGAGAAGCAACUGAAAAGAGAUCUUCCUAAUGGCGAUUCGUUUCCCUUUUCUUAUGAUGUUCUGGGUGGGGAUCAAGAGAGUAUGGACUUGGCGAACGUGAACUAUGUGCUGGAAAUGUUUCAGCAGAAGAAGCAGCAACUGGAAGCACAGUCAGAAGCGGCGCAUCGCCAAAUUUUGAUGGAAUUUCUUCAAGAAGCCAGAAGAAAUAAGAGAGAGCAACUGGACCAGUUACAGAAGGAGGUGAACUUCUUGGAUGAAGACAUCAAACGAGUGGAGGAAAUGGGUCCAACAUAUUCACAACCAAGUGAGAACUGUGUAGAAAGCACCGAUAGAAUUCAUCCUGUCGCAUCAAGUAGUCCUGCAGAGACAAGUCAGCCUCCAUUUGGCCGGGGUUCUAAGGGGAAGCGACAAACCUGGUACAACACCACGUUGGCAUCAAGACGUAAAAGACUUACUGCUCACUUUGAAGACCUGGAGCAAUAUUAUGUCAACAAUAGGAUGUCUCAAAUUGAUGACAGUAAAAAUGCUGAUCAGUUGGAUAAUUUUAUGGAGCUUCUCUCAAAAUUCACACGGUACAGUGCAAUCCGGGCCCUGUCCACGCUGUACUAUUCAAGUGACCUCUACAACGGCUCCAGCAUUGUCUCCAGCAUUGAAUUUGACCGUGACUGUGAUUACUUUGCCAUUGCUGGUGUCACCAAGAAAAUUAAGGUGUACGAGUACAGCACUGUGAUUCAGGAUGUGGUGGACAUCCAUUACCCAGUUAAUGAGAUGACGUGCAACUCCAAAAUCAGCUGUAUCAGCUGGAGUAGUUAUCACAAGAACCUGUUGGCAAGCAGUGACUACGAGGGGACAGUCAUUCUCUGGGACGGCUUCACUGGACAGAGGUCGAAAGUGUACCAGGAGCAUGAGAAGAGGUGUUGGAGUGUGGAUUUCAAUCUGAUGGACCCGAAACUCCUGGCUUCCGGCUCAGAUGAUGCGAAAGUCAAGUUAUGGUCAACCAACCUCGACAACUCGGUGGCAAGCAUCGAGGCCAAAGCAAACGUGUGCUGUGUUAAGUUCAGUCCUACGUCCAGAUAUCAUCUUGCCUUCGGCUGUGCAGAUCACUGUGUCCACUAUUACGAUCUGCGGAACAUUAAGCAGCCAAUAAUGGUCUUCAGGGGACACAGGAAAGCUGUUUCCUAUGCAAAAUUUGUCAACGGAGAAGAAAUAGUAUCCGCCUCCACAGACAGCCAGCUUAAGCUGUGGAACGUCAACAAGCCUUACUGCUUGCGCUCCUUCAAAGGUCACAUCAACGAGAAGAACUUUGUGGGUCUUGCCUCCAAUGGAGACUAUGUAGCGUGUGGAAGUGAGAACAACUCCCUUUAUGUCUACUACAAAGGGCUGUCCAAAACGUUGCUGACGUUCACGUUUGAGACCAUCAAGGGUGUGCUGGACAAAAAUAAGAAGGAGGACGACACCAACGAGUUCGUCAGUGCAGUGUGCUGGAGAGCACUGCCAGAUGGGCAGGAGUCUAAUGUCCUGAUAGCAGCCAACAGUCAAGGAACUAUAAAGGUACUUGAGCUUUUUUGACAGCCAUCAGACCUUGCUGAUCCUUAGCGAAAACUGCUCCAUGCUCAGCUUUGGAAGGCCAGAUACUGGAAUGGUGUUGUUCGCGUGCACCCAAAAAAAGCAACCCUUGGACAGGUUGUCAAUGAGGAGGAACACUGCAGAGUUUUGAUAGCAUCUAUGAUUUCCUUGGGACAAGACUGAUUCUGGUGUUGGCGUUGUGGAUUUAGACAACAAACGAUGAUCCCCCUCUGGAUCAAACGGAAAUGGAUUUGGAUCACUAGAGAACUCUCCCCUCUUUCCUUGAUGAGUCUAUAUUGUGAAAAAGGUCCUUUCUGAGUGAACAUCACAAAAAUCAACUGAGGUGACUGGAUGUGCGCAACAGUCGGCAUUAAAACCUCUCACCUGAAGAAGGAGGGUCCGCCCUCAGCAGAACAUAUGGGAGAGUUAAGGCCAAAGCACAAGAACAGACAACAGUGACAUACUUGUUUCUGUACAGGUUAUCGGUCGAGCAAUGCUUCUUUUGUAGCCUUUGUAUUUGUAGCCUAUUUGCAGGCUAUUUGUAGCCUUUUUCUAUUUUAUUUCCCAUUGUUUUUGAUGUAUGUCAACUACAUUCUCAGAUUGAAACGUUGGUUCUCUCCUCUGUUUUCCACUUGGCUAAGCUCUCUGCAAGGUAGGGAAAGUUUUAUCACAUUCUUAGCACAUUUAACUUGUGUAUUCAUAUUUUCAGCAAAUAUUUUUUUAAUAUCCGAUAGCAUGGCUUUUUUGUCAUGACGCAUGUGCAGUCAAAAGUGUUUUCUACUCUGGUUAAUUAGGCUCAUUGGGGGGGGAUGUAUCAGCUAUAGAAUAAACCUAUUGAGGUUACAAUUCAGACAGGUUUCAUUCUAUCUGAUAUUGCAGAGUAUAAAAUGCUCGACCAUAGACUCCCAAGGUUUGUGAGUUCACUACAUGAUUUUUCAAAUAAAAAAGAAUAAAAAACUGUUCCACGAUCAAUUACAACACAGCUGCUCCUUCAUAAUUGAGACUGGUAUAAGUGUUAUUUAUUUUUGUAAUUUAUAGAGCAUCUUUAUGAAGUGGUCCCGAAUUAGCCAUUGGUUCUCAGAGAACAGCCUUUGUCCUUCCGUAUGCAUAUUUGUUUCUUUCUUUUCCACAUUUAUUCCUAUCUGUGUCUUUCCAUCUUCCCACUUAAAACUUAUUUGCAAUUGAAUAAAGAUUGACCUCAUUCUGUAAUGGUCA